This is a messenger RNA of Puccinia graminis f. sp. tritici CRL 75-36-700-3, 383 nucleotides long. RefSeq lists its product as uncharacterized. The annotation marks the transcript as partial. The transcript has 2 exons. Lineage: Eukaryota; Fungi; Basidiomycota; Pucciniomycetes; Pucciniales; Pucciniaceae. The record is from RefSeq and is a predicted model, not a curated record.
GAAUCAUCUCCAAUGCCCUCAAGGUCGCAAGCACCAAGAAUCCCUUGGUGGAAUUGGCGCCAGAGUCAAGUGGGCGCAUGGAAGCCUCACCUUUCAAGCAACUACAUUCCUGCUGCGAAAACAUUGCCUUGGCUAUCACCAACUCGAAGGACGUAUCAUUUGCUUCACUUGCAUCGUUUAUGGCCUCUGGCGUUUGUGGUGUUUUAUUUGGGCCCCUGCAAGCCCGUUACUUCCCCCCCACUGGUGCAGCACAAAUAAUCAACUUCAGUCUCCCUAGUGAGAAUUUUUGGACCCACACUCAGGUUCUUCUCCACAAUCGCAUCUCUGAGGCCCUCAAAACCCCAGCUGCACUGAGCCCGCUACCAAGUUCACUCCUUGCUUGA